Messenger RNA from Stylonychia lemnae, 6852 nucleotides. NCBI's taxonomy places the organism in Eukaryota, Ciliophora, Spirotrichea, Sporadotrichida, Oxytrichidae. The record is from the annotation of a GenBank genome assembly.
AUGGGAGCAGACUAAUCAUAGUUAGCAGGCGCUGCUAAUAACGCCAAAUUCGCUACGGAGAGAUUUGAACUUGCAAGUGAUGAUUUUACUUUAGAUAGAGAUGCUCUAAAAGCUUACUUUAAGUGCUCCUAGAAGGAGUGUGAUAUUUUAUUUGAGCAUUUUGACAUGGAUGGUAAUGGUAAAAUUGAUUCCUACGAAUUUAUUUGCGCAAUGACGCUAUUUUCUCAUGCUACACUUGAGGUAAUUUAAGAUAUUUAAUCAAAUUAAUAGGAAAAAGCCCAGCUGAUAUUUAGUUUAUACGAUUUUGAUGGAUCUAAAUACAUUUCAAGGGAUGAAUUAGUUAUUCUUUUGACUAACUCCCUAUCAGCUUUGAAAUCAAUACAAAAAUUAGCUCCUCCUUCAAUCCAAGAGAUUGAAAAGAAAACUGACGAAUUCUUUAAGAAGGCUGAUUUGGAUGGAGAUAAGAAAAUAACUUUACCUGAAUUUUAGAAAUAUAUAUCUCAAGACAAAGAAAUUCUAGAGGUGUUACUGAGAGCUAAUGUAGCUAAAAAAGAAGAUUUAGGAAUGGAUUUUGGAGCAGGGAAAGGAGUAGCUCCUGAUGUAGACCCUGAUCUUGAAAAUGAAUGUAAUCCAAAGGAAUUAUAAAAAUCUGAGAAAAAACAAAAUGUCAGAGACGGACUAGACUUUAAAGUUAAACAAAAUGAUGACGGAGAAUUCUUCGAAUAAUAAGAUACUGGAGAAGGAGAUCAAUUUAUGGCUGUAAAACCUUGGCUAGGAGUAGUUGCUAAUUCUAAGCCUUCAACUCAUAUUCCAUCAAAGAGGGACGGAGAAGCACCUGAUGCAACAUUAUAACUAGAAUAUGUCUAUGGAUAUAGGUGUCAUGAUGCUAGAAACAAUUUAAAGUAUAACAUCAGAAAUCAACUAGUUUAUCAUGCAGCUGGAGUAGGUAUAGUCCAUGAUCAAGCCACAAAUACUUAGAAAUUCUUUUAGGAGCAUAAAGAUGAUAUACAUUGUCUUGCAAUAGAUCCAACUGGUAAAUUUGCUGCAACAGGUGAAAUAGGUCCAAAGCCAUUAUUAUGUGUAUGGGACACUGAAACAAUGUAAUGUGUGGUAAGAAUUCAAGGACCGUUGACAAAAGGUAUCAAAUGUUUAACAUUCUCUAAUGAUGGAAAAUAUCUUGCAGCAAGUGCUUUUGAUGAUGAUCAUUAAAUCGCUAUAUAUGAAUGGAAUAAAAAAUUAAAGCCAGGGGAAGUGAUUAAGCCAUUCUCAAGUGGAAAAGGAACAAGGGCUAAUAUUCUGAGUUUAGGAUUUAAUCCAACUGGAACUUAGCUCGUUGCUACUGCAGUAAAAGAAGUUAAUUUCUAUACAUUUGAGAAUGGAUUGUUAAAGGCAUAAAAAGGAACUGGUUGGGGAGCAAAAAUAGCACAGGAAGGUGUUUUAUGCUAGGCAUAUGUAGAUAACGCACUUUUUACAGGAACAUUUAGUGGAACAAUUUUGUAAUGGAAUGGAACAACAAUUUCUUAAGUACAUAAGGCUCAUACAGAGGGUUGUCAUUCUAUGAGUACUAGAGUAAAGGAGAGAGGCAUCAUUACCGGAGGAGGUAACGGUGAAGUAAUUUUAUGGAGUUUCGCAGGAAAUUAGUUGACUUAAUAGUAAAAGUAUGAUUUGAAAAUACCUGAAAUUAAAUCAAUGAUGCCAAAAGCAAGAUCAGUCCUAGAACACCCUGUUUCAGGAGUGAUUUUAGUUGGAACUAGAGGUGGAGAAAUUUUAGAAUUCAAACCAGCUGUGGCUAAACCAGUUAUUCAUAUGAGAUCUCACUUUGAAGGAGAACUAUGGGGUUUAGCAACUCAUCCAAUUAAAGAAGAAUUCAUAACUAUUGGAUAAGAUUGCAUGCUUGCUGUUUGGGAUAUUAAGGCAAGAAAGUAGAAAUAAUAUGGAAAAUUAGAUUGCGGUGGUAAUGUUCUAGCAUACACAAAAGAUGCAACUAAAUUAGCAAUAGGUUAUAUUAAUGGUACAGUACAAGUUUUACUCCUUGAUGCCUCAUUUUCUGUACAUGCUGUUAGAAAGGAUAGAAAGGAAGCUAUAUCUGAGAUCAAAUUCUCACCAGAUGAUAGUAUCUGUGCAGUCGGGGCUCAUGACAGUCAAAUCUUUACUUACGAUGCAAAGAAUAAUUUUAAACCUUUAAAAAAACUUAAAGGGCAUCCAAGCACUGUUAGCCACUUUGAUUUUUCAUUAGAUGGGAAUUACAUAAUGUCGAAUUGUACAUCAUAUAAUAUUCUAUUCUUUGAUGUAAGAGCAGGAAAGCACAAUCCUAGUGGUGCUAGUAGCCUAAGAGAUGAAAAAUGGAGCACAUGGACCUGCACUUUAGGAUGGUCAGUUCAAGGUAUAUUUCCUCCAUGCGCUGAUGGAUCUGAUAUCAAUGCCUGUGAUAGAUCUCCUGAGUAGACAGUAUUAGCCACAGCUGAUGACUUUGGAUUAGUAAAAUUAUUUAGGUAUCCAAAUCCAGUUGAGAGAGCAGCAUGCAAUUAAUACAAUGGUCAUUCAUCUCAUGUUACUAAUGUUAGAUUUGUUAAGAAUAGUCCAUAUUGCAUUACUACUGGAGGAGAAGAUAAGUCAAUAUUCUAAUGGAGAUACAACUUCAAUUCUCAAGCAGCUUUGGAAAGCAAAUAGUAUACAAAUGUCAAGCCAGACUUGAAUAACAUUAAAGAUGAUUUUGCUUCUGCAGACGACAAUAUGUUUGAGGAAUAAGACAUUGGUGAGGGAGAUCAAAGAUUAGCAGUACAACCCUUCAAAGGAGAAGUACUGAAUAGUGUUCCUAGAGGAUUCAAAUUAACUCCACAAUUAGGAGAAAAGCCAAAUGGAAAUCUAAAACUCAAGUACGCUCAUGGAUUCAGAAGUUUCGACACUAGAGGAAAUCUGAGGUAUAAAGACUAAAAUGAAAUCAUAUUCACAACAGCAGCUUUGGGAGUUGUACUAAAUAAGAAUAAUAACACUCAAAGAUUCUUUAAUCUGCAUGAAGAAGAUGUGGUCUCUAUGGCUAUUCAUCCAUCUAAAGAUAUCAUUGCUACUGGCUAAAUGGCAGCAAAGGGAAAGGCUAAAAUGAUUGAUAUUUUUGUGUGGAAGGUCUCCACACUUGAAUGUUUAGGAUAACUAAAUAAAUUCCACUUAAGAGCUGUGAGAAAUCUCUAGUUCUCUCCUUCAGGUGAUAAAUUAGUCUCAGUAGGCGAAGAUGAUUUCCAUUCUGUAGCAGUCUGGGAUUGGGCAAAUAAGCAAAUGAUCUCUAACUCUAAAGUCGAUCCUGACAAAGUAUUUGACGUUUGCUGGAAGGAUGAUCUAGAAUUUGCAACUGUAGGAAUGAAGCAUGUCAAAUUCUUUACCCUAAAUGGAGCUUCACUGAAUGGUGUAAAAGGAACAUACGGACCAGGUGGACCUAAAGCUACUAUUUGCUGCAAUUUCUUAUUUGACUCAAAGACCUUUGUGGCUGGAACUCCAUAAGGUGAGAUGCUAGUAUUCGGAGGUCGAGGAGUAAGCAAAUCAGUCAAAGCUCAUAGUGAUGCUCUAUGGGUAAUUUAACAGAUUAACUAAAAUGGGAAAAUAAUGGUCUUAACUGGAGGAAAUGAUGCCUAAAUUAAACUUUGGGAUUUAAAUCUUUCACCUCUCAAAACUAUUGAUUUAUCUCCUAUGUCAAAGUUCUAAGCAGGAGUUAGGUCUGUUGAUUACUUGCCUUAACAAAACUUAUUGCUAGUUGGAACAAGAGGUUCAGAAAUUAUCGAAAUUAAUGGUUUAACUGGAGCAAAAAUUAAGACAUUAAUUAAUGGUCACUUUGAGGGAUCUAAGCAAGCUGAGUUAUGGGGAUGUGCAGUUCAUCCAAAGCAACAACUGUUUGCUUCUUGUGGAGCUGACAAGACACUCAGAGUAUGGAAGGUGAAUGAGAUGGUUGCAGUAUCAGAGCUAUUCGAACAUGAUUUAACAGCUGCUGAUUGGGCUUAGAGCGGGGAUUUCUUGGUAGUAGGCGAUAGAUCAGGGCAAAUUCAUUCAGUAGAUGCUUAGACUCUUCAAAAGUUAGCGUCCUACAAAGGUGUUCUCUUUGAUCCAACAAAUCUCAAGACUUGGAUAGAAGAUGUGAAGAUAUCACCAAAAAACGAUAUGAUUGCUUUCGGAACUCAUGGAGGCUUAUCAAGAGUUGAACUAGUCAGAGUCGCAAAUCAAGGAAAACAAUUAUAAAAAAUAGCUUCUGUCAAUCUUGGAAUAUCUAGUGCUUUGACUCAUCUCGAUUGGAGUUUAGAUGGAAAUAGCAUUGUCCUAAAUUCGCAAGCUUAUGAGCUCAUGUGGCUAGAUGCUAAUUCAUAACAAAGAAUCACAGCAUCAUCAUCUAAGGAUAUUGAGUGGAACACAUGGACAUCCCUAUUUGGAUUCCCUGUACAAGGUAUAUGGCCAGGAGUUGAUUACACUGAUGUAAAUUCGGUCUGCAGAUCAAAUUCAAGAUUAAUACUUGCUUCUGCAGAUGAUUUUGGCAAAGUUAAAUUGUUCAAAUAUCCAUGUGUUGUUGAGAAUGCCUAAUAUAAUUCUUAUAUGGGCCAUAGUAGCCAUGUAACCAAAGUUAAAUUCAGUGCUAAUGAUAAAUUUGUGGUUACUACAGGAGGAAAUGAUAAAACAGUAAUUGUAUGGGAAACUGACUUUGGCCUUGAUAAUCCAUCCGCUUAAAUUCAAUAAGUAGAAGAGGAAAAAUUCUAAGCAGCAGUGAACUAUAAUGAUGACGACCUCGAAGGAUUUUGUGAGCCAAAGUUUGAUCGAAGCAAGGAGGCAAAAGCUCAGGCUAAAAGACUAGAAGCUGAAAAGAAUAAGAUCUAGACAAGAGCAUAAGUUGAGGAUGACAUGUUUGAAGUUCAAGAUGUAGGCCAUGGAACUGAAUUCGCGGCAGUAAAGCCAUGGGUUGGAUAAAUAAGGGAACCGACAGGAUACAAUAAACCUAAAAUAAAUCAAAAUCUCCCUCCUACUGUCAAAGUAGAACUUGAAUGGAUUCAUGGCUAUAGAUCCAGAGACUCUAGAAACAAUAUUGGGCUAAUUGUGGAUGGUUCAAUUGCAUAUCAUGCUGCAGCAGUUGGCGUCGUGUAUAACCCAGUUGAGCAUACUUAAAGAUUCUUUAAUAUGCAUACAGAUGAUAUCACAGCUAUUGCUUUCUCUCCAGAUAAAAGAAUUGUUGCUACUGGAGAAAUAGGACCAAAGCCAGUUAUUUACAUCUGGGAUGCAGUAACAAUGCAAGUUGUACAUAAACUCCAAGGAAAAUUAACAAAAGGUAUUUAAUGCUUAGCCUUCUCUCCAAGUGGAAAGAUUCUAGCAGCAGUUGCUAUUGACGAGGAUCAUUGUGUAGCAGUGUAUAAUGCAGAGACAGGAAUAUUACUUGGCACAGAAAAAGGUGAUAAAGCUUGGAUCAUAGACAUUACAUUCAAGGAUGAGACAACAUUUGCUACAUCAGGAGUCAAACAUUUCAAGGAAUGGUCAGUUGGAUCUACUCUGACUGGAAGGAAAGGUCAAUUCGGGUAAAAUGAUAUGAGACAUGGAGUCUGCAGAUAUGUUGGAAAUAAUUGUGUGAGUGCCUCAAUAAAUGGAGAACUCUAUGUUUGGACAGGGACAUCUAUUUCAAAGGCUAUUAAGCUUCAUGAUAAGCCUAUUGAUUGCAUCCAAGUUGUUUAAGGUGGCUAGUAUGUAUUAACUGGUGGUAAAGAUAAUAAGAUAAAUAUUCUUACCUAACAAUUUGCAGUGCUUCAUAGCUUUAUAAUCAAUGAGUAAGCCUGGAGUUCUAUCUGUGGUAAAGUUAGAGCGCUAUAUCUCAAUGGUUCGUAACUUUUCGUAGGAACUCUUGGAUCUGAAAUAUUUGAAGUCUAAGUAAACAUUUAAACAAAAUAAGUAGGAUAACCAAGAUUGCUAGUAAAUGGUCAUUACUCUCCAUCUAAUAAAGAUAACAACGAAGUAUGGGGAAUGUGUAUCAAUCCAAGAAUGCCCUAAUAUUACACAGUUAGUGACGAUGCUACUCUGAGAGUCUGGGAUAUAAAGACAAGAAAAUAAAUAAGAUGUGUUCCUCUAAAUGUCGAUCACCUUGGAAAAGAAAUGCCUUUAGAUCCAGCAACUCAAGAACUUGCCCAUGCAACUAAAGGCAGAUGCUGUGAUGUCACUCCAGAAGGAACUUUCUGCGCUAUAGGAUUCAGGGAUGGAAGUUUGAGAGUAUAUGAAACCAAUUAGUGGAAGAUGCAGGCUAAGAAAAGAGUCAGUAAUUAAAUAGCUCAAGAUCUUAAAUUCUCUCCAUGUGGAACAAUGCUAGGUGUUGCUACCCAUGAUUUCAAAAUAACAAUAUACAACAUGACAAAGCUUGACAUAAAAUGUGUUUGUUCAGCUAGUACUGCAGGAGUGACUCAUUUUGAUUGGUCUUAAAGAUCAGAGGCGAUCCAUUCUAAUGACCUAAGCUAUGAAGUUCUUUACUACAACACCGCAACAGGAAAGCAAGAAAAAGGAGGAGCCUCAGCUUAUAGAGAUGAGCACUGGUCGACUUGGACACUUCCUUUAGGCUGGCCAACACAAGGUAUCUGGGCGAUUGAAGAAGAUGGUUCAGACAUUAAUGCAGUAGACAGAUCAAAUAGGAUUCAUCCUGAUGGAUAUCACUUGCUAGCUACUGCAAGUGACUCAAGUCUCGUUAAGGUAUUUAGAUAUCCCUCAGUCAUUGAAAGAUCACAGUUCUUAGAGUGCAGAGGUCACUCAUCCCAUGUUACCAACGUAAAGUUCUCCAAAGACGAUAAGAACAUCUUUUCUGCAGGAGGUAAUGACACCUGUAUCAUACAAUGGAAAGUCACAGAGUGA